Penicillium canariense is the source of this 1575-nucleotide messenger RNA. Its product is annotated as FAD-binding oxidoreductase. Lineage: Eukaryota; Fungi; Ascomycota; Eurotiomycetes; Eurotiales; Aspergillaceae. The coding region runs from base 1 to 1575 and encodes 524 amino acids. The record is from RefSeq and is a predicted model, not a curated record. Gene Ontology annotation, molecular function: oxidoreductase activity; FAD binding. The transcript is spliced from 3 exons.
AUGGAAUUCCUGGCAGUGGCCGUCGCGGGGUUACUGGGGAGCUUCUGCUCAACCCUGGCCCCCGCCACCGGCAUAGGCUGGCUGAAUAGCCUGUGCAACCGCGGCAACAUAUCAGCUGAACUUGGGCCAAACUUGUCCAGCGGUGCAAAUAUAUACCUUCCGGGCUCAGAAGGCUUUACUCAAAGUACGGAGCGAUGGUCGUCUUUUGAGGCGCCCAAUGUGACUGUUGUCGUGGAGGUUGCAACCGAGAACGACGUGGCUGAGACGGUCAAAUAUGCAAACGCACAUAACCUACCAUUUAUAGCCGUUAACGGUGGCCAUGGUGCAAUCGCAUCGCUUGGUGCGGUUAGCAAUGGCAUUCAGAUCUGGUUGAAACAGCUGAAUGUCGUUUCUGUUGCAGACGAUGGAAAGACAGCGACUUUUGGGGGCGGAAUUAUGUCUAAGCAGGUUAUAGAUGCGCUGUGGGAACAAGGGAAACAGACUGGUUGGGACAAGACAUGCCCCUAUGGAAACAACGCUUCAGCUAACUAUAUACUAGUGACUGGAGGCUGCGAGUGUAUUAGUCUACUGGGACCUGGUCUUGGUGGUGGCCACGGAUUCUUGCAAGGACGCUAUGGACUCAUUGCCGACCAGUUCGUUUCAAUGAACAUGGUUCUCGCCAACGGAAGCCUCAUAACAGUUGACCAAGACUCCGAUCUAUGGUGGGCCGUGAAGGGCGCAGGCCAUAAUUUCGGUAUUGUGACAUCUGUCACCUCGAAGAUCUAUGAUAUUCCCCAGGACGGGCUCUGGUCAUAUGUGAACCUUUUCUUCACCCACGAAAAAGUUGAGGUUCUGUAUGAAGCGAUCAACGAACACUUUUUAAAAGAUGGUGUCGAGCAACCUGAGGACGUGGUCCAUUUCUCAUCCUGGUUCAACAACCCGGAUGUGGAUCCCAACCAUGCCGCAAUAGGAUAUUUCAUUAUGCAGCAAGGCGUGGACGCCGUGGAGCCGCAAUUUACCGAUCCAUUCACUAAGCUGGGGCCAGUCAUGGCUGUUACAGGCAAAGGAACAUACAAGGACCUCCCUAAAUGGGCCUGGAUCGACAAUGAUUCGUUAUCUUGCCAAAAGUCUGGACGAGGAAAUAUUCGCUUCCCCCUCAAUAUACAGGAGUAUAAUCCAGUAGCGCAGCGCACAGCGUUCGAUUAUUUCACAAAAACCACACAAGAAAUUCCAGCACUGAACAAUACCAUGUUUCUUUUCGAAGGCUAUUCGACCCAAGGCGUGAAGGCUGUUCCCUCUGACUCAACUGCUGUACCAGAUCGAUAUGCGGACCAGUUACUAUGCCCAGUUGUGAUGUACGAGACUGAGGCUCCGCAACGAGAGGGGGAAGCCUAUGAGUUUGGAGAAACGCUGCGCCAGAUCAUAUUCCAGGCAAGCGGCCAGGAGGAUCUGUACUGCUAUGUCAAUUAUGCAAUUGGUGAUGAAGAUCCGCGGAGCUGGUAUGGUUAUGAGCCGUGGAGGUUGGAGAAGCUGCGGAAGCUGAAGGCGAAGUAUGACCCUAAGCACCGUUUUAGUUUCUACGCGCCUGUUGACUAG